AUGCAACAAGCAGGCAUAAGAACAAGUCACAUUAUGAGACUACUAGUUGUACAGGCUGGAGGAUACCACAACUUGGGCUUCCAUGAAACUGAUAUGUACAAUGCGCUAAAUCGGCAAAGGCAGGUAGCAGUUUGUGAUGGGGACAGCGAUUCGGCAAUUGCAUUCUUGUCAGGCAAGCAACGAGGCCAUCCGAAUUUAUUUUUCAAAUAUUCUGUAGAUGACCAUGGCGGUCUGAAUUGCCUGCUUUGGACUCAUUCAGUGUGUAGAGAUGACUAUAGAAGUUUUGGUGAUGUGCUAGUGUUCAACAGCACGUAUAAUACGAAUCAGUACAAAUUUUUAUCGAUUGUGUUGUGUGGGGUUAACAAUCACUACUCCACAUGUAUCUUUGCGUGUGCUUUUAUCGUUCGUGAAGGAGAUGAGGGAUACGAUUGGAUUAUAAGUACAUUCUUAGAAGCAAUGCAUGGGAGGAAAUCGAUAGCAGUUGUGACAGAUGGGGACAAGUCAAUACGAAAGUACAUUAAAAAAUUAAUGCCGACAACUAAGCAUAACUUUGCAGCUUCCAUUUGGAAAUGA
This is a messenger RNA of Coffea eugenioides, 573 nucleotides long. Its product is annotated as protein FAR-RED IMPAIRED RESPONSE 1-like. Bases 1 to 573 code for a protein of 190 amino acids. Lineage: Eukaryota; Viridiplantae; Streptophyta; Magnoliopsida; Gentianales; Rubiaceae. The transcript has a single exon. The record is from RefSeq and is a predicted model, not a curated record.